Panonychus citri (citrus red mite) is the source of this 751-nucleotide messenger RNA. Its product is annotated as BET1-like protein. Gene Ontology annotation, cellular component: SNARE complex; Golgi trans cisterna. Gene Ontology annotation, molecular function: SNAP receptor activity. Gene Ontology annotation, biological process: regulation of retrograde vesicle-mediated transport, Golgi to ER; retrograde transport, endosome to Golgi. The transcript has 3 exons. NCBI's taxonomy places the organism in Eukaryota, Metazoa, Arthropoda, Arachnida, Trombidiformes, Tetranychidae. The record is from RefSeq and is a predicted model, not a curated record. The coding region runs from base 142 to 459 and encodes 105 amino acids.
AACAUUCGGUCCCUUUGGUGAUUUAAUCUCGUCAGCUGAUGUUAAAUGUCAUCGUCAUCUUCCUAUGGUUUAAAUGACGAUUAACAGUAUUAGUCCUUAAUUCACAACAAUCAGUUAAAUUUGAUGUUUUAAAUUGUGGCAAUGACCUCACGAGAUGAUGAAUUUCUGGAAACCGAUAAUCGUUUCCGAACGGAUAGAUUAGCUGAAAAAGUAUCACAAUUGAAAAGUUUUGCUGUUGAUAUUGAACAAGAAACAAAAGAACAUAAUCGGCUAUUAGAUGAUGUUAAUGAUGAUUUCGUUGGCCUACUUGGAAACGUUAUUGGUGGUAAAAACAAGAUAAACCGACUAUUGAACUCAGGAAGAAACAAUAGACGUUUCCUUUGUUAUCUUUCAUUAGGAUUAACCACUUUCCUCAUAUUUUCAUACUAUUUAAUUGCUCGAUCCAUGAGCUCUUAUUAAUAAGGUUGUAAAUUCAUCUCAUCUUUUUCAAGUCUCCCUCAUAUAUUUUUGAUUAAUGAGCGCUUCACACUUGCCCUUAAUUCUAUCAUUUCGCUCACUAUAUCAUCAACAUCAUCAUCAUCAUCAUCUAACUAUUAAUAUUAUAAAUACUUCUUCUAAUCUAUCUUUCAAUCUUCUCAUCCUAAUCCAUCCAAAGUGACUUUAUGUUUACUGUAAAAAUCUUGAUAAUUAACCCGAUAGCUAUUCUUUAGGAUGAAUCCUUUAUGCAAUAAUAAUAAUGCAUUGAUCAAUC